This is a messenger RNA of Saccostrea cuccullata (small rock oyster), 1509 nucleotides long. RefSeq lists its product as uncharacterized. NCBI's taxonomy places the organism in Eukaryota, Metazoa, Mollusca, Bivalvia, Ostreida, Ostreidae. The record is from RefSeq and is a predicted model, not a curated record. Bases 714 to 1493 code for a protein of 259 amino acids. The transcript has 5 exons.
GUGUCUACAGCUCCCCCUGCACUGGAGACCUGCUGGUGGGGAUGUGUUACUGCAAUUGUGGUACACUUACAGGCAAGAUUGUGCGGUAUAACUCUUCACGAGAAAACAUCCAGACCAUACAGCACAACAACAACACAGGUCAGGGACUGUAUAUUGAUCCUAUCUAGAUCACAGAGAACUGCAAUGGUGAUGUUAUUGUGUCUGACAUAGCCCGUGCUGUAGUGGUGACAGAUCGAGAUGGUAAUUAUCGCUUCUCCUACAGAGGUCCUCCAUCAGGAUCAGUAGUAGUACCACGUGGAAUCUGUACUGACGCGCUGUCACACAUCCUGCUGUGUGAUGAUAUCACCCACUCAGUACAGAUGCUAGACUGUAACGGUCACUACCUGACUGAGAUACAGACAUGACAACACCGUAUAUACGAUCCACUGGGCCUGAGUUAUGAUGAUGACACACACUUACUGUGGGUAGGGUCACACAACAACACAGUCAACAUAUACAGAGUGGUAGAUACAGACUCUCUGACUGGACUUCCCCUGGAGGACAUCAAAUGCAGAAAGCAUCCCAGAAUUUCCCUGGAACAGUUCUGUACCCUGUGUGGUGUUCCCUUGUGUGUGGAGUGUACCAGCUCUGAGGAUCACAGCAGACAUGACCUAAAAAAUAUAAAGACAUUGUUUGACAACAUUCACAGGACAAAAGAUGGAGAUACACUUUUGAUGUCCCUUCUUAUUUCCAAAUCCUACAAAAUAAAUAGGAAGGAAGCAAAUUGGAUGAGCAGAUAUAAUGCUGUUGCCACUAGUUUUCAUUCCAAGGAAGUAGCAAAGCAAUUUUCUCUUACAGAAUUAGAAAUAUAUAAACCAAUUUUGAAACUCAAUGAAUUAGAGAUUAGUUUUUCAAAUGAGCUCUUCAAAGAUAUUAGUUUCUUGAAAUUUUCAACAGAGCCAAAAUUUCUGGAUAUUUUCUUGACUUGGGCAGAAAAAGAAAGCAUUGCUGAAUACUGUAGAUCGUGGAAUUAUCAAAGAAGAGAAGACGAAGUUUACUGUUGGUUAUUACCAGAAAAAAAUGAGGAGUUUUUUAAAAGACUUGGAGAAGAUAUUUACAUGCACCCAACAAUGAAGGAUCAGUCGUUUCAGGAAUUCGUAUUGAGAAAAUUCGGCAUACCAAUGCAGAUAAUAAUGAGGGGAGACAACUCAGUGAAAAAUUUUGUUGAGAAUCUUAAGAGAGGCAAAACAACCAUGUACCAUGCCUCUGGGAUGAUAAUAGGGUGUGCUGGUAGUGGGAAAACAACAUUGUUAGAGAGACUGAAGGGCAUUGAUCUGGAAGAAAUAAAGAACAAUAUAAGUUCAACCAGAGGAGUCUAUAUCCACACGGAUGUUUUUGAUGUGACUGAUAGCAUCCAAGUUAAUUCUUCAAGCCAACAGCAACGCUUUAAACUUAGACUUGAGACAAAAGAUCUGAAAAAAGAGGGUUUCGGAGUAUCCGGGGAGUACAGUUAAUGAUGGGGAAACGCAG